This is a messenger RNA of Python bivittatus (Burmese python), 3828 nucleotides long. NCBI's taxonomy places the organism in Eukaryota, Metazoa, Chordata, Lepidosauria, Squamata, Pythonidae. The record is from RefSeq and is a predicted model, not a curated record.
GCUCGUGGGCGCCGUGCUGGGGAGAGUUCAGAGCCGAGGCGGGGAGAGCCUGAAGUGCUUUUCUGCACCCAGGUUCUGCGCAUCUCCACGUUGCGGUUAUGGAAGAACAGCUCCUCCUCCGCUGGGAAUUGCCGGAGCAAACGUGGGGCCUUUCUUUCCGCCUUGUAGCUUUCCGGGAGGGAGUGGGGUCCCCCUUAUCGGGGUGCGCUUAAAAGGGCAAAAAGGCGAACCGGAAGUUUCCCUUCUUCUGUGAAGUCGGUGUUUGGAAGUUGUUUGGGGCGUGUGGCCCAGCCUGGACUGCACGUUGGGGGAAAGUCGCUUGGGGUGAAGAAGCCUGAAAUAACCUUGUCCCCUUAAAUAAACCCGGGAGGGAUCACGGCUUCCGUCCGCAGGGACGAUGACGCUCCAAAGCUACAGCGAGCCUUUGGUCCUCCUUGUUCUCUUCCCGGGCAGAAGCGUGGCGUGGAUACGGGUGUAGAAGGGUUCCUGUGCGCUUGAAGCGUGCUACGUGGUUAGCCUGAAAUCUGCUCGCUGAAAGUUCCACCACAGUCUGGUACUUCCCGCUCCAGAUUAAUAAAUUCUGAAAUUGAGAGGCCGUAGGGAUCUUCAGUCCUCCGAGCUGAAGCCAAACAGCCAUACCGUUUGCUCCUUGUGCCUUAGCUUCUCUCUGCACUGCCCUUACGAGGUUCAGAAUAAUCGUAUUGUCAAAAACGUUCUCAGGGACCAUGAAGACUGCAUUUUAAAUCUUUCUCAAAUGUGUUUGAGAUUAAUAUCUCAAGACUGGCUGACUAAAGAUCAUAAAUCCCACAAAUACCCCUCCAAAUCAGGGAAAAUCAACUUUAUUCUGCAUGAAAGGACAAGAUAAGUGUAUUCUUUUUAUCUUAUUCCUAUAUUGUAAGGAUAUCAGCGUACACAAUGAUAGACCAUAUUAAAUGGCUCAUACAUAUAUUAAAAAUGUAUUUCAAUACAUACACUAUCAAGCCUAGACAGAUUCAUUCUCCUCUAGCUUAAGAGAACUGAUCAGCUAUUUCACUGAUUCGCUAAUUCACUGAUUGAGCAUCAGUCUUUAUAUAGUUAAAUGGAAUUGUUUAUUAGGUUACAUAUCUUUAAUUAGUCACUGCUAAAUUAAAAGGUUGGUGCAUACAUGAAAUUCUUGUACUCAAACAACAAAAGCAAAGUACAGUCACAUGUCUGGAUUUUAACACAUUUCCCUGGAAUUGGAGGUCUUGGAGGAUGGGGACUUCUUGCUUGUCUCGGGGUCACCUUCUCUCGGAUGACACUGUUAUAAGAAAAAUGAUGAAUUUGAAUAUCCCAUUCACCAUAUUUUCAUAUUGCUACAAACAUAGAAUUCUGUUACUCAAGUAGAAAAUAUGCUAUAAUAGAACUGUGUGGGCAUUUUGACUUUUAGUAUUGUUAUUAGAAGAGGUCUAGAUCCCUGAUUGUUUUGUUCACCUUUACUUCUCUGCAGUUUGUUUCACUUGUACAAUCUCUACAUUCAUUCACACUGAAAGAAUUUUCCAUUAUCUCUAGCCUCCUUUGUUCUGAUCAGUCCAAAUAUUGCCAGUGUUUCUACAUUUCUCUUAUAUCCAAUAAUAUUAUGAACAUUGAAAGUUUAGCAAAAUAUGAUCUUCCUUUGAAUGUGCUCCUCAAUUAAAAGGUUGAUUCCAAGGCAUUGAAGUAAAAUUAUAAAAUCAAUAGUCCGUGGUCAAACUCUAUAGAGACCCUGUGGAACAAAUGUCAACUAUAGUUAGCAAUGCAGUCUGAUACAAUUACAAGUCAGCUUUGUCUGAAAACUGACAGUAAUGAAAUCUGUGUUUUCUUGGGCAGCCGAUGCAGUUCUCAUUCUUGCAGAUAACCAGGAACACUUGAUGAUGAUGAUAUGCCCCAUGGGUUUUGUAUAGUCACAUAUUCUUCCACAGACAGAUUUGAAGGGAACUUUGUGCAUGGAGAAAAGAAUGGUCAUGGAAAGUUCUUCUUCUUUGAUGGAAGCACGCUAGAAGGCUUUUAUGUUGAUGAUGGUCUGCAAGGCCAGGGAAUAUACACCUAUGAGGAUGGAGGGGCACUUCAUGGCACUUACAUUGAUGGUGAACUGAAUGGGCCAGCCCAAGAAUAUGAUGCUGACGGGCGAUUGAUAUUCAAAGGGCAAUACAAAGAUAAUAUUCGGCAUGGAUUUUGUUGGAUUUACUAUCCGGAUGGUGGGUAUCUGGUUGGAGACGUUAAUGAAGAAGGAGAGAUGACUGGAGAGAAAUUAGCCUAUGUAUACCCUGAUGGGAAGGUGGCAUAUUAUGGGCACUUCAUAGAUGGUGAAAUGAUAGAAGCAAAAUUGGCUAAUGUUAUACGGGCAGAGGAAGAAAAGCUACAAUUUGAUAUACUGCCAGGCAGCCCAGUUUACAGUUUUGAUAAAUCUACUUCAUCCUGCAUUUCUACAAAUCCACUUCUUCCUGACCCUUAUGAAUCAGAGAGGGUGUAUGUAGAUGCAUCUCUUAUUUCCAAUGCUGGAGAAGGUUUAUUUACUAAAAUAGCUGCUGAAGCUGGCACAGUUUUAUCAUUUUACAAUGGCAUACGAAUUACACAUCAAGAGGUGGACAGCAGGGACUGGGCUUUGAAUGGAAAUACGAUCUCCCUUGAUGAUGAAACAGUCAUAGAUGUACCAGAACCCUACAGCCGUGUAACCAAAUACUGCGCCUCUUUGGGGCACAAGGCAAACCACUCAUUCACCCCAAAUUCUGUUUAUGACUCGUUUGUUCACCCUCGCUUUGGACUGAUUAAAUGUAUUCGCACAAUUCGAGCAGUGGAGAAGGAUGAAGAACUAACAGUGGCUUAUGGAUAUGAUCAUGGGACCACUGGACAAAAUGGACCAGAAGCACCCGAAUGGUAUUUGGCAGAACUAAAAGCUUUCCAAGCUUCCCUGAAAAAAUGAAAUACAAGCAGUUUCUCUGUUCAGAAAACUGAAUCUAUGCACUAUCUUUGAUACUGGAAUCGGAACAGCCAGUGGUUGAUCAUGCUGUUGUUCUUCAACACUUUACCCUCCAUUAGAAAGAGUGGGAGUCUUUUUUACUUUUGUUCAUUGCAAACUAAUAUGUUUAGCCACUACCUUCAAAUAAUCUUUACAUUUUAGCUAAUAUUGCAAAAUGAUUUAUUUAAUAUGCUGCACAAGGUAAUAUGAUUUUUGAGGGGGGCAACUACUCUGUAUCAGCAGCUGUCAAAAUAUAGAAGGAGAACUUUUUUAAAACCAAGGUUUUAUCUCCACUGUAGUUUCACUGAUACUGCGCAACUACAUUUUGUAUUUGCCAUAUUGUGAUGAUAAUAGAAUUGUGCUAGCUUUAGUAUUCUAGAAAAGCAGUAUAAUUUUUAUUCUUAAAACUUUUCAGAAUACUGCUUUCGGGCGUUUUCUGUUUUGGUGCGCAAGAGACCUCUCCUUACAUUAUCAUCUUCUUAGAUAAAGACAGCACAAAAGUUUAAACUGCAGUGUUUUUUAUGGCUCUGAGGAUAAAAACAACGUGCCUGGAAGACCAGAGCUGCUGUAACUUUAAUCGUGGCAAUCACAUUGAGUGACUUCUAGUUGGGCAUACAUGUGUUUGCUAUUGGUUGCUUUGGUUUUUUACACAAAGGCUGGAGAGCAUAAUAGCAGUUUGUAUAGAACAAAUGGAUCAAGGAAGGAUGUACCGAGAAAUUCCUCGUUUGCUAAAUUUCUCUUUCUACCUUUUCCUGCCUUUCAUUGGAGACUUGCAGGAUUCUGGGAGCUGCCAAUAUUUAUCAAAGGCAAAUUUCUGUGGAGUCAGGAUAAUUACCGGAGGAAUCCGACAUUGCAACCUUUUUUUUUUUUAA